AUGUCGGAAUUCAAGUUAGCUGUCGAUGAGAAGAACAAGGCCACAGAGCUGCCAUUGCGGCGAGUUUGGGGCACUGCGAGUGCCAACCCACAUAUGCGAGCCUUUUGGGGCGCUACAUUGUCCUUUUUUCUGGCCUUCUUAGGUUGGUUUGCCUUAGCUCCUUUGGGUCUGGAAGUGGCAGCAAGCUUGGGAACCUGUGAGAAUCUCAUGUACCCACCGGAGAGCCACCCGAAGCGGCUGGCAUACCUGAAGUACACGAACCUCACUUCUGGCGACCAAUACUGCCAAUAUGGGCUGAUCCCUGACGAUGUGAAGCCUUCGGAUUGUGCCGAAGUACCAGUGCCUUCGGUGGCAGGUGCCAGCACGGAGAACAAGAAGUAUCGGCCAGAAGUAUUGGCCAAGUGUGUUUGCACUACGGGAACGGAAUGCAAUCGCAUCAUCGCCAAUGCCGGAGUUGCUGCGGUCGCCUCAACGAUGUUCGUGCGCAUUGCAUUGGGGACACUGUUGGAGAGGUUUGGCCCCGUGAAUGUGCAGGCAGGCCUUUUGACGUUUGGAGCCCUUUGGGUCGCCUUGUCUGCCCUCAUCCAAGAAGUUUGGCAAUACACUGUGAUCCGAUUCUUCAUUGGGUUUGUUGGGGCCACCUUCGUGACCAACCAGUUCUGGUGCUCCUUGAUGUUUUCUCAAAGCAUCGUGGGCACGGCGAAUGCUACAGCAGCAGGUUGGGGAAACUUAGGUGGUGGCGUCACACAAAUCUUCAUGAUUUCUGUGCUAUUCGACCCCAUGGUGAACAGCGGCCUGACGGCUGACACGGCUUGGCGCGUGUCGAUGACCAUCCCUGCAAUCCUGUUCCUUCUUUGCGCUGCGGCCUUGAAGCUCUUAUGUUGGGACAUGCCAACAGCCAAACACAUUGAUGUGGCCACCAUCGGCAAGACCAGGCAACCCUCAUUGUGGGACUAUGUUGAGGUGCUGAAGGAUGUGAGGGUGCUGGUGAUGAUCUUCCAAUAUUCGGCAUGCUUUGGCGCAGAGCUAGCCAUGAACAACCAGCUGGCCACACAUUUCAGGACCUAUUUCCAGAUGCCUGCAGCUGAUGCUUCAGCCUUGGCCGGAGCUUUUGGGUUGAUGAACCUUUUUGCCAGAUCUUUAGGUGGCAUCAGCAGUGACCUCCUCUUCAAGCAUGUGGGUUUCCGAGGCCGAAUAUGGGCACAAUUCUUAACUCUCUUCUUCGAGGCAAUUUUUCUCUUCAUUUUUGGCCUCGUGGAUAACUCACAACCCUGGUAUGUUGCGCUGGUGGUCCAAAUUUGCUUCUCCUUGUUCGUGCAGAUGGCGGAAGGGACCAGUUAUGGCAUCGUGCCUUUUAUGAACAAAGAGCAGCUGGCUGUGGUCUCUGCACUUGUAGGUGCAGGUGGCAACCUGGGAGCUGUGAUUGCGGGCUUUUGCUUUUAUCAGCCCAUCCAUCACCCAUUGCUUCCCUUCCAAGUGCAUGCUGGCUAUGUGAUGUUCUGGGCGUUGCUGACCCCCUGCUACUAUUGGGCUGAGCAUGGCGGCAUGUUCCACAAGCCGGCGCCAGUAACCGUGGCAGUUGAGAAGAGGAGUUGUCCAGAGAACGAUGAGAAGCCUCAAGAUGAAACUUCAGAGUUCUCUCUAUAA
This is a messenger RNA of Durusdinium trenchii, 1647 nucleotides long. NCBI's taxonomy places the organism in Eukaryota, Dinophyceae, Suessiales, Symbiodiniaceae. The record is from the annotation of a GenBank genome assembly.